GAACCAAUCAGAAUAGUUUAUGUGAAAUUGUGUCACUGUGAAUUCGGCUUUAGUUGUUCAGUGACGCGAAUUUUUACUGAAAAAAAAGGUGAAAAAGCAGUGUCAGAAAAGAAAAAGUAAUUGUCAUGGCUUCGGAACGUUACAGUUUUUCUUUGACAACAUUUAGUCCGUCAGGUAAAUUGGUGCAAAUUGAAUAUGCUCUCGCAGCAGUGGCAGCUGGAGCGCCCAGCGUUGGAAUUAAAGCAUCGAAUGGAAUUGUUCUUGCAACAGAAAAUAAACAUAAAUCCAUUCUUUAUGACGAACAUAGUGUGAAUAAAGUUGAAAUGAUUACUAAACACAUUGGCAUGGUUUAUAGUGGAAUGGGUCCCGAUUAUCGUUUAUUGGUUAAACAAGCACGUAAAAUGGCACAAAAAUAUUAUUUGGUCUAUCAAGAAGAAAUUCCCACUGCCCAACUUGUUCAACGUGUCGCUAUGGUCAUGCAAGAAUACACGCAAUCAGGAGGAGUAAGACCAUUUGGUGUGUCUUUAUUAAUUUGCGGAUGGGACAAUGGAAGAGCAACACUUUUUCAAUGUGAUCCAUCGGGUGCAUAUUUUGCAUGGAAAGCAACUGCUAUGGGAAAAAAUUUUAUCAAUGGUAAAACAUUUCUUGAGAAACGUUACAGUGAAGAUUUAGAAUUGGAUGAUGCCGUUCAUACUGCAAUUCUAACAUUAAAAGAGGGAUUUGAAGGUCAAAUGACUGCUGACAAUAUUGAAGUUGGUAUCUGUGACGCUAAUGGUUUUCGAAGAUUAGAUCCAUCCAAUGUUAAGGAUUAUUUAGCAAAUAUCCCAUAAUUUUUUAUUCUUUAUGUCAAUAUUUUAUCUUCUUUUACAUUAAAAUGAAAUAUCAAGUAAA
Messenger RNA from Leptopilina boulardi, 891 nucleotides. RefSeq names its product proteasome subunit alpha type-2 (gene Prosalpha2). The record is from RefSeq and is a predicted model, not a curated record. Lineage: Eukaryota; Metazoa; Arthropoda; Insecta; Hymenoptera; Figitidae. The transcript has 3 exons. Gene Ontology annotation, biological process: ubiquitin-dependent protein catabolic process. Gene Ontology annotation, cellular component: proteasome core complex; proteasome core complex, alpha-subunit complex. The coding region runs from base 126 to 830 and encodes 234 amino acids.